This is a messenger RNA of Scomber japonicus (chub mackerel), 951 nucleotides long. It is a transcript of the gene tsn, whose product is annotated as translin. Gene Ontology annotation, molecular function: RNA binding; single-stranded DNA binding; sequence-specific DNA binding. The transcript has 6 exons. Gene Ontology annotation, biological process: RNA metabolic process. Gene Ontology annotation, cellular component: nucleus; cytoplasm. Bases 90 to 773 code for a protein of 227 amino acids. Lineage: Eukaryota; Metazoa; Chordata; Actinopteri; Scombriformes; Scombridae. The record is from RefSeq and is a predicted model, not a curated record.
UCAGGCGGCGGGACGUUCCUCUCUCUACAUCUGUCUGCACGCUGCUAUACAUUAUCACUACUAUCCAGUCAGCAGAGCUCCUAUCAGUCAUGUCUGUCACUGAGAUGUUCACUUACAUCCAGGGCUUCCUGAGCGCUGACCAGGACGUCAGAGAGGAUAUCCGGAAGGUGGUGCAGGUGUUGGAGCAGACUGCCAGAGAAAUACUGACUGUUCUCCAAAGUGUUCACCAACCAUCUGGAUUCAAAGAAAUUCCCAGUAAAUGUACGAAGGCACGGGAGUUGUUCUGCACAGUCAGGACACAUAUCGCAGACCUCAAAACCAAAUUUCCUGUGGAGCAGUAUUACAGGUUUCAUGAACACUGGCGGUUUGUCCUGCAGCGUUUGGCUUUCUUGGCAGCUUUUGUCGUCUACCUGGAGACUGAAACUCUGGUGACUCGAGAGGAGGUGGCCAAGAUACUGGACAUCCAGGUGGUGCGAGAGAAAGGCUUUCACCUGGAUGUGGAGGACUACCUGGCAGGUGUGCUGAUCAUGGCUAGUGAACUGUCACGGCUAGCAGUGAACAGCGUGACAGCAGGAGACUACACCCGGCCGCUGCGCAUCUCCAACUUCAUCAACGAGCUGGACUCUGGCUUCCGGCUGCUCAACCUGAAGAACGACCCGCUGCGGAAACGCUACGACGGCCUCAAGUACGACGUGAAGAAGAUCGAGGAGGUGGUGUACGACCUCUCCAUCCGCGGCUUGGCCAAGGAGGGCGAGGCGGGCGGGGACAAGUAGAGCUCCGGAGGGAAGGCGAUCGGCCAACGGGAGACGGAGGAGGGGACCGCUGCACGGCUGCUGCAGAUCGGAGACCUUACCCCACCUGGAAGGCGAGACCCAGGGAUCUGCCUAAGAGGCCCCUGCAGCCUAGGACAGACUGUGUGUGUGUGUGUGUGUGUGUGUGUGUGUGUGUGUG